CCUAUCUCUCUCUCCCAGGCUACACAAAGCUGAAACAAAAGCCUGCGCUUCCACAAGCUACGCAGUAGCUAGUUGUGCAACCACUAGUUAACCCUCUCCCCCAUUUCCCCGCCACCCCCAUAUGCCCGCCAAUAACAGCACCACCAGCAAACUCGCCUGAUGGUUCGCCCACAAUCCCUCACUAAUUACUAGGCCCCGUCCAGCCACAAACGACCAUAAUUGGCGCGCUGGGGGAAAACUCCGCUACGCUGUUACCGCCGAUGUGGGCUCGGGGCUUUUCCUGCCCACCAGCCAACCUGAACGGCGUGGGGGUCAGAUAUGUGCUUCCCCAGCCGUGGCAAAUUGCAUCGGGCAUUUUCCCUAUUUACAUAAUUUUCGGUCAUCAGGAGACGGGCUUUUGGGGAGAGGGGAGGGAUGGAUGGGGGUUCUUUGAAUGACAUCCACAUAGCCGGUCGGACCCAUCAUCCAUCAUAUCAUGCCAUGCGGACUGAGUGACCCUUGGCUCCUUUUUUCCUUCAAACUUCCGUCGAACCCCUGAUGGAAAUAAUGGCUCUUGAUCAAGCACCCCCCUGAUUCAACUCUCCAUUAUUCACUCCGGUUUUUUUUCUGGUAGUUAGAUAUCUCCUCAGUGAAUCUGGUUCUACUAUUGCCGACUUUGUUUCCCCGGUUUUCUAGACUCGGCAGGAAUUAUCUGGUGGUUUGUCUUCCAACUUUCAACCUACUCAUCUACUGUAACUACCUAGUCCUUACCUCAACCUCACCACUUCUCUCUCUCUCUCUCUCUCUCUCUCUCUUUUUUUUAACAUUCGCUUUAAGGGACCACUUUCUCAACCACCCCCCAUUCGUUCCCCUCCAAUAGAGAUCUUCUAAAUCUCAACCCUCGUUUUCCAGCAUCUUAUAUCCUUUUAUAACAAAAAUAAGAAAAAUCGCAGACGAUUGAAAACCUCUUUCCUCUGCGAUUGUCAAUAUGUCUCCAAUAUCCACUCAUAAAGAAACCCGCGAAAACGGCAGCGACCGACCCCAUCGCCCACUGCAACCGGGCGUCUACGUGCCAACCGUAUGCUUCUUCGAGGACGAAACAGAGGAUCUCGAUACGCAGGCAAUCGGCAAACAUGCCGUCAAUCUAGCACAAGCUGGCGUGACCGGCCUGGCCGUCCACGGCUCAAACGGCGAGGCCGUCCAUCUAUCCAACGAGGAACGCAUCACGGCCAUCGAAACCACCCGCAAAGCACUAGAUAGCGCCGGCUUCCCCAACAUGCCUCUCAUCGUCGGCUGUAGUGCACAAUCGACCCGGGAAACGAUCAGGCUCUGCCAGCAGGCCCAUGCGGCCGGUGCUGAUUACGCCCUGGUUCUCGCCGCGUCGUAUUACAAGGCGCUCCUGCUGCCAGAUUCGGUGCUGCAGUUCUUCCGUGACGUAGCGGAUGCGUCCCCGCUGCCGAUUAUCAUAUACAAUUACCCUCCGGCCGUUUCAGGGCUAGAUUUGGACUCCGAUACCAUCAUCGCGCUGAGCGAACAUCCCAAUAUCAUCGGGUGCAAAUUCACCUGCGGCAACACGGGUAAAUUGAACCGCGUUGCCGCCGCCCAAGGAAGCACCAACAACAGCAACAAAUCCUCCCCAGCCCCCUUCCUAUGUCUCGGUGGCUCAGGAGACUUUACGAUACAAACGCUCAUCAGCGGGGGAUCAGGGAUCAUCGGCGGCAUUGCCAACAUUGCACCCAAGACGUGCGUGCAGGUAAUGGAUCUGUAUGCGCAAGGGAAGCUGGCGGAAGCGCGCAGUGCGCAGGAGGUUUUGGCCCGGGGAGAUUGGGCGGCUAUUCAGGGGGGGGUGGUAGGGAUUAAAUCUGCGAUGAAGUCGCACCUGGGGUACGGUGGGUUCGCGCGCAAGCCGCUGCCCAGACCGACGGAGUCGAUGCAGGAAAGCUAUAAAAGGGAGUUUAGGGAGCUUGUUGAGUAUGAGCGCUCGUUAUAACGGGGUUAUUUACUCUGUUUUUUUGAUUGGAUUCCUCUUUUGUAACUAGUUUUCUUGUUUUUUUCCCCUUUUCUUUUGAGAGUUUGGAAUUCCUCUUUAUGUUUUAAAGCAUAUUUACGUGCGCCCAGUGGCAUUCAUUAACUCAGCAUGUUGCAUAAAAUAAGAUUCACGGCCUUUUUACUCAAUUGGAAGUAUUCUCCUAUAUGAGAAGGUAUUAUUUGAUCUUCAGCCAAUGACUCC
This is a messenger RNA of Blastomyces gilchristii SLH14081, 2209 nucleotides long. Its product is annotated as dihydrodipicolinate synthetase. Lineage: Eukaryota; Fungi; Ascomycota; Eurotiomycetes; Onygenales; Ajellomycetaceae. Bases 968 to 1969 code for a protein of 333 amino acids. The record is from RefSeq and is a predicted model, not a curated record. Gene Ontology annotation, molecular function: 4-hydroxy-tetrahydrodipicolinate synthase activity. The transcript has a single exon.